Molecule: messenger RNA, 4416 nt
Organism: Rhincodon typus (whale shark)
Lineage: Eukaryota; Metazoa; Chordata; Chondrichthyes; Orectolobiformes; Rhincodontidae
Gene: klc1a
Product: kinesin light chain 1a
Exons: 15
Coding region: 480-2282 (600 amino acids)
Biological process (GO): axo-dendritic transport
Cellular component (GO): cytoplasm; kinesin complex; membrane-bounded organelle
Molecular function (GO): kinesin binding
Source: RefSeq, a predicted model, not a curated record
GGGAGGCCAAGACUGACGUUGGGAGCUGCGGGUUAGGGGGGGGGCGCCAUCUUUUGUGGUGAAUCCACGGGGGGGGGGGGUUGGGGGAAGUGAGUCAGGGGCGAGUAUCGUUCUGAAAUAAAAUCUGGAACGUUCCAUUAUAGAGUAACAUUGGCAUGAAGAUAUUGGCGAAGGCCUGUAGUGGUAAUAUUAAAGACCCUGCUCGGAGUGAAGUGACUUCGAUAUAUUCUUUCAUUUAGUGCGGUGCUGGGUGUCGGGGAGCCCCUGAUUUUUUUUAAUUAAAACUGGAUCGGGGCUCCUUACCAGACCAUCAAUAAGGCAAUUUGUUUGGGAAAAGACGUCGCUGCUGGUGAAAACGAAACCGUGCCCAUUCACUGACGCCCCUCUCAUUUCCCCAUCUCUGUUCCCCGGCCUGACAGGAAACCCUGCUGAUUGCACAUCCUCGCACUGAGAUCGGACCAUCAAUUCGAAGCAAACGAAUGUAUGACACCAUGUCCACGAUGGUGUAUUUAAAGGAAGAUAAACUUGAAAAGCUAUCGCAGGAAGAGAUUAUUGGCAAGACAAAACAAGUGAUCCAAGGACUUGAAGCCUUAAAAAAUGAGCACAACUCUAUUUUGCAUAGCCUGUUGGAAACCCUGAAAUGUCUUAAAAAAGAUGAUGAGAUGAACCUGGUUGAAGAGAAAUCCAACAUGAUCCGCAAGUCUCUGGAAAUGUUAGAACUUGGUCUCAGUGAGGCACAGGUGAUGAUGGCAUUGUCCAGUCACUUAAGUGCAGUGGAAUCAGAAAAACAGAAAUUACGUGCUCAGGUGCGUCGGUUAUGUCAGGAGAACCAGUGGCUACGGGAUGAGCUGGCGAACACUCAACAAAAAUUGCAAAAGAGUGAGCAGAGUGUAGCUCAAUUGGAAGAGGAAAAGAAACAUUUAGAAUUUAUGAAUCAACUCAAAAAAUAUGAUCCAGAUUCUUCACCACUGGAGGACAAGGAUACUGAUUCAUCCAAAGAACCAUUGGAUGACCUUUUCCCCAAUGAAGAUGAUGAGGCAGGACAGGGAAUUCAGCAACAACACAGCAGUGCAGCAGCUGCAGCACAGCAGGGUGGUUAUGAGAUACCAGCCAGACUAAGGACCCUACAUAAUUUAGUCAUACAGUAUGCGUCUCAAGGCAGGUAUGAAGUAGCCGUACCUCUUUGUAAACAGGCUCUUGAAGAUUUGGAGAAAACAUCAGGGCAUGAUCAUCCUGACGUUGCUACUAUGCUCAAUAUUCUUGCUUUGGUGUACAGGGACCAGAACAAAUACAAGGAGGCGGCAAACCUACUUCAUGAUGCCUUAGCCAUUCGAGAGAAGACCUUAGGAAAAGAUCACCCUGCGGUGGCAGCUACAUUAAAUAAUCUUGCAGUUCUUCAUGGAAAAAGGGGAAAAUAUAGAGAGGCUGAACCCAUGUGUAAGAGAGCUCUGGAAAUACGUGAAAAGGUACUGGGUAGGGAUCACCCUGAUGUGGCAAAACAGCUAAAUAAUUUGGCCCUAUUGUGUCAGAACCAGGGGAAGUAUGAAGAGGUAGAAUAUUACUACGAGCGUGCAUUGGAGAUUUAUCAGACAAAACUUGGACCUGAUGAUCCGAACGUAGCAAAGACAAAAAACAACUUGGCUUCUUGCUACCUAAAGCAAGGCAAGUUCAAACAAGCAGAAACAUUGUAUAAAGAGAUUCUCACUCGUGCUCAUGAAAGGGAGUUUGGUUGUGUGGAUGAUGAAAAUAAGCCUAUUUGGAUGCAUGCUGAAGAAAGAGAGGAACAAUGCAAAGGAAAACCAAAAGAUGGCACCACAUUUGGUGAAUAUGGAGGCUGGUACAAGGCAUGCAAAGUUGACAGUCCAACAGUAACAACUACAUUAAAGAACCUUGGGGCACUUUAUAGACGUCAGGGCAAGUUUGAAGCAGCUGAAACACUGGAAGAAGCAGCUCUGAGAUCUCGUAAACAAGGUCUUGAUAAUAUUCAUAAACAAAGAGUAGCUGAAGUGCUGAAUGAUCCUGAAAGCAUAGAGAAAAGAAGAAGCCGUGAAAGUCUAAAUGCUGAUGUGGUAAAAUAUGAGAGUGGUCCUGAUGGAGGUGAAGAAGUGAGUAUGGGCGUAGAAUGGAAUGGGGAUGGAACUGGAUCUUUGAAGCGGAGUGGCUCCUUCAGCAAACUGCGUGCCUCCAUCAGACGUAGUAGUGAAAAACUAGUGAGAAAGCUGAAAGGUGGAAGUCCUCGAGAUAAUGAGCCAAAGAAUUCUGGCAACGAAAUAAUUGUCUGACAGAAUCCAGAAGUCUGAGUGUCAGCCAUAACGACCUGACACGCUGUGGAUCAACAUUUGGAACGAACUAGACCCACCAUGUGGAAGAAAUGUGAUUGUCAUUGCUGGAAUUUCUUAAUACUUUUCAAAUUAAAAUCGUGAAAUAUUAUACUGUACAAAUUCAACAGAAGUUUUUGAUAUUGUAUUAGAACACAAACUAUGCCUUCUUAUAUUGUGAAUUGUUGUGAUGCAGUAGGAGUUGAAAAUAUAUACAUUAUGCCAUUAGCAUCAAAGAAAAUAUGUUUUAAAGAACAAAAUAAAAAUGCCACAGCUGAGCUGGUUUUAGAUAUGUGGGUAGAAACUACAAUUGUGAUACCAUUUAGUGUGACUUAAUUUGUACAGCUAAGUUCAUCCUUCCUUGCUUGUUUUAAAAUAGGGUCUCCUGCAAACCACUUUAUUAGCUAUUUUCAAUAAAGGCCAUUUUACCUUUUUGGCAUCUCAUAUAGCUUAUAUGUGCCAUAUGUUUGUCAUUAAAUAGUUGAGUAGUCUGGUGUAUCAAAUAAUGUGUUAGUGAGGUCAACAGAUCAUUAAUUAAUAAUACCUAUCUAAAAGAGAAUUCUGAGGUACUUGUACAAUGUCCCUAUUCUUUGAUUGAAGAUAUACCAUGAACUUGCACUAUAUAAUCCCUAGAAUCAGAUAGAAACAAUGCUGCUAAUGUGUAUGGAGGUCACUUUUAUUACAAAACUGUUUUUAUAAUACCUCAAUCAACUAUCCAACAUAAUGUUACAAAACCAAUAACUGAACGACAAAGCAUGCCAAAUUUAGUCUUUUUUACUAUCCAGAUUACGGAGACUGAGAAUUGUGGAACAAUUAUGCUUGAAUGCUACUUGGAUGGAAAAAAAAAACAUAGAAUUGAAUAGAACUGGACCUUAAGUACUUUUUUCUUAAAUUGGCAUUCUAUUUGAAAGAACUAAACAUGAUACAUUUUUGAAAUUACUGAUGUAUGUACAGGUAUGUUAAUUUGGUGAUGGUCAGUGAGACUGCAGGAAAUGAUAAGAUUACGCAGACAUCUUGAAAUUUACAAAUUGAAGGCCUUUAUAGAUAACUUCAUCUAUCAUUGUCUCAUUGUUUUGCACUUAUGUACAUAGUUAGCCUGUCCCCUGUGUAAUAAUUGUCCUGUUUGGGCAGUACCUGGAGUACUACUUGUCUGCUUUCAAAGUGGUUUUAUGAAGCAUGUUUUGUCUGUUUUUACUUUUAUAUUUGUGUACUAACAGAAAAUGUAUUUGCACAUAUUAAAAAUGAGGAUGAUGAGAAAUAGGAUUACAUUUGAAGAUUUAAAUCAUGCAAGUUUGUAAAAAUGGAGUAGCCAGAAGACAUUAUGUAUAUAGAUGCUCCAUGACAUUAAAAGGUUUACGUGUGGUUCUACAAACACUUGUGAAUUUUUAAUGAGUGCAGCAGCUGUUUAAAAGUGUCACAAGUUGAAUUCUGACUACAUUAGUUAGUAGAUUCUGUGCAAUAUAGCAGAACAAUGGAAAGUGAUGUUUGUUCAGGCUACUAAAAUUAACAUCAGUCGUAGCUGCCUAUAAAUUAUUUACAAACUUCGCAGAUUUGUGAAUUUAUUUAAUACAUGUAUUCCAAGCUGCAGCCUCUAAUCCAUAAAUGAACUAUAUGCCACCUCAUGUUAAUAUAGUAAAAUCCAAUUCACGGGUGCUGUGAUUACAAGACCAAUUAUGAGGACAGUGAUUUCUGCAGGUAAUGAAUAUUAGUGUUGGAAGAGAGAUUGUUUAAUAAGCUUAGCUGAUGAGUUUGCAUCCAGUUAACAAAUGUUUAAUUAUAUAUUGCACUUUCAUUAAGACUAGUCUGUGUAGCCUUGACAUUGCAUGUAAUGUUUUGAUAUAACUCACCUGGAAAAGUUCAGAGUGCUACCAGUAAGCAAGUAUGUCAUUCAGAAUGGAAUAUACUGUAUUAUUGUCGUAAGUUUUCUUACGAACUGAAGACUUCUGCAAUGUUAUAUUAGUUAUGUUUGGCCUAUGUUACAAUAUUUAUGUCCAAAAUUUAUGAAAUUUGUUUUUGUGAAAUAAGUAGUAAGAAAUAAAAGCAAUUUAAAAACAAACCUUUGAAUAAACCUAAUGAACAAAGUGUUGCUGAAAGCAAA